GUUGAAUAUGUCACGUGCUUAUAUAUUUUUUCUCAUCAACAUCAGAUAUUGAUGUACCAAAUAGAGAAGUAAUAAUUGAAUAAAGAAGUUUCAUUAAUAUACAUAUACAAGAAAUGUUUUAUUCGUUCUUUAUUCUUUUAUCUGUGACUCUUAUCUUUCACAGUUGUGAUGUUAGACUACUUUAAAUAGUCAGUCGCGAGUCAGUCACGAGAUGCUAUAUAGUUGUGUGAUUCACAUUCGCGGAGUUUAUUCUGCCGUCUCGAUGACAUCACCUCUGUUAUGCAGUCAUGGUAAAAUGGAUAGUCGCACUUUACAUAUGCCCGUUUGCAUCGUAUUACUACACAGUCAGGAAAAAUGCACGGAGCUAUCAUUAUCCUCUAUUUCGUUGUUGAAACAAUAGGCGGACAUGCAACACAUGUAACGCCAGCAAAAAUUAUCGGAGGACAACCAAUCGACAUAAAGCAUCGACCUUUCAUGCUCUCUUUGCAUAAUUCACAAGGAUUUCUGUGUGGUGCCAGUAUAUUAAGAAAGUCAUGGAGUAUUACUGCUCUUCAUUGUUUGGAUACAACAUCGCCUACAAAAUACUAUGUACGAGCUGGAUCCAAUAAAACGAAUACAGGAGGAUCUGUGCAUAAAGUAACGAAAAUUUACGUGUACAAUGAUUCAUAUAUAUCUUCGUUUUCAAGUGUGCCAUAUCACGAUAUCGCACUAAUUAAAGUAAGCCCACCAUUUUGUUUCUCAAGAAACAUUGCACCGAUUCGUCUGCAAUUUUUAUCGACAGAACCACGUUUAUUGUUUAUUAGUGGUUGGGGACAAACUGAAAAAGAAAAGAAAGCCAAAACUCUCAUGAGUGUUCGAGUUCGGCAUGUUCCAUACGAAACUUGCAUUAAAACCAGUUCAAUAUAUGCAAAUCUCGUCAGAAAAGACAAUCAUUUAUGUUAUGGAACUAGAGGACAUGAUGCCUGUUACGGAGAUUCUGGUGGACCAUUGACCAGUUGGAGAACACUGUUUGGUAUUGUAUCUUUUGGUGUCGGCUGUGGAAAAGUGACUGGUGUCUAUGUCAAAGUAUCAUAUUAUCAAACAUGGAUUAGAAAAGUAAUAUUAGGAAAACUAUAAAAUUACACAUGUAAAAUAAAUGAAUGUUUUCUUUUCUGUGAUUAGUUAUUGUAGCUUACUUAUAUUUUUUUGUUUUUGAAAUUUCUCAUGGAUUACUUGUUAACAAUGUUUGAUAAUGCACACGCAAUUACACACACACACACACACAUUUAUUAAAAAUAUAACAAAGUGCUGCGUUAUUGUUUAACUUGUAAAUUACAGUAGUCAGAAAUUUAAUAAACUAUCUAAUAAAAUGUUUGGAUUCAUGUAUUGUUGAACGUAUGAACAAAAAAAUUAACGUAGAUAAUAUUCGACAAAUAUCGCGUCACUGAAAAAGAGCCUUGUGUUGUUAUCCGGGAAAGUACUGUUUCCAACAGAAUAGGCACAAAAGGCAUAUCGAAUCACGGAGUCAUGAACCCUUCUGCGUUCAGGUUCGGUGCGUGCAGGAAGUCUACCACAUACACGCGCUACGCAAGAGUAUUGCACACGCGACGCACGUAGCGUUUGGUUCGUGUAAAGCUGAACAAUAGGUACACCGUGACCACAUAAUGUGCGUGAUAAAUAUUUAGCUGUAUGUGAUAAUGAUAAUUAUUUCUAGCUUAUAAUGAUUGUUUUUGAACUAUAACAAGAGAGAAAAACAAAUCAGGUGUCUUUAUAUAUAUCUUUAAAUUUUUUUACUACGUGAUUCUUACGUGAUGAAACAACAGAUUAUUUGUUUAAUAUCAACGCGGUGUAAUACGUGAUGCUACGGAUAUAUA
This is a messenger RNA of Pseudomyrmex gracilis, 1853 nucleotides long. RefSeq names its product trypsin 3A1-like. NCBI's taxonomy places the organism in Eukaryota, Metazoa, Arthropoda, Insecta, Hymenoptera, Formicidae. The coding region runs from base 355 to 1116 and encodes 253 amino acids. The transcript is spliced from 6 exons. Gene Ontology annotation, biological process: proteolysis. Gene Ontology annotation, molecular function: serine-type endopeptidase activity. The record is from RefSeq and is a predicted model, not a curated record.